AUGGCGGCCGAUCCGUAUGUAAUACUCUGCGAGGCUAACCCACAGGUGUGUUUAGACUUUGCGCAACACGCCUUUGAGGAGCCGGUGCAGUGUGUCGCAGACCAUCUGUCUGGAUAUGCUAAAGCUGUCGCUGAAUCCACCCCUCCCAGCAACACAAUUACCCUCUUCCUUCAUCCACGGUACCACAAAGUGGCGGGGUUGGAGAGGUUUCUUGGGGGUCUCACGCUCUUGCGGCUCAUCAGGUGCCGAAUAACCAACAUAGAGGAGGCAGCCAAGGUUACGGGGCUUCGAUUCCUAUGGCUGGACGACAACAGGAUCACACACGUUGCAGAACUAAGCGCUCUUCCUCGUCUCGAGUACCUUUCGUUGCCUGACAACCACCUGACUGAUAAAUCGUUAUCAGACCUAAAGUCCACAAGCCUACGAGGUCUGAACGUUGCAAAUAACCCUGUGUUUUACACUACAUGGCUAGCAAACCUUCCAAACCUUGUCCAUCUCGAUAUCUCGAGGACAAACAUAUCAAAUUUCAACGCUCUACCCGUGCUUUGCCCCAAGCUUUACUCCGUUGACAUUUCUGCAACGAGGGUAUACAACUUUGUUUCGUUGCUAAACAUGCUGCACGGCUCCUUCCCCAUGCUUCGCUCUAUUCAUGUUGAGUCCCGGGCCGGCCGCACUCCAUUCUUUGAGUUGAUGAGCUUUGCAGAAAUCGAGCAAUUUUUCGCGUAUGUCAUUACCAAAUACGACCUUCAGCUGCGCACAAUCAACGGAUUGCAUUAUACUGCCAGCGACAUCACCAAGAACUACUCUUUGUGUUGCGCAGCCCCAUCAGUUAAGCAGUACAAACUAAUCUCUCUGAUGCUAAACCUAGACCUGAACCAGUUUAUUGCGGCAUGUGACGCCUACACCCGGCCUUUUCUCAGGGAAAUUUACAAAAGCUACGAGCGACUUAAGUGCGACCUUAUGGACCUUCGCUUGUUAUUGCUCUGCAAGGAGCACGUGAAUGAUUACAUAAGUGCCACAGAAGCAGAAAAUGCUGAGGGCAUGCGCAGAGAUUUUGCUGAGUUGCAUAAGCUAGGCUUUGUCGAGUUGAACAAUUUGAACCAGGGUUUAGCCGCUGCUUUGGCUCUAUUACGCCAACUAUACCUUAGAUAUCACGAAGUUGUUGGUCUCUCCUUCCUUAAGAUUGACCUUUUCAAGGCAGUCACAGGCUUAUCCGAGGAGCUAUUCCCUCAGAGGAAGGCUCAACUAGAAGAUGCUCUUUCCAGAUUCACAGUCUUCUCAACCCUUCAUAGUAAUCGCAUAGCUGACACGUACUUCAGUAGGCAAAAGUAUCAGGCACUUGAGAUAUCUGAGACGUGCAUAGCGCCUACGCUGAAUUAUCUUGAGGAAAUCUCGUCCAUGAAACAAGACCCCCUUAUGUAUGUCUGCAUGUCUGACAUCUUUGACAUGAAUAGAGAAGACGUUUACAAGGAUACGGCGUUUCCACUCAACAUCUUCGGUCUAGUGCACGAGAUUAUAGGAGCUAACAUCAUCUGUGCAACUGGCAAAGUGCUAAAUUUAAAUGUUAUUCACAGAUCUGCCAUAGUGAAGGCAGAGGCAACGGAGGAAACAAACGAGAAGAUCACAGAGGUCCUCACGGAGGACAUUUAUAAGCAGUACUUUCAAAUGGCCUCUAAAACUACUCAAAGGCAACAUCACCCCUUCAAUAUUCGCCCUGGGCUGCGUCGAAUACCCUUGUAUGAUGAAGGUCAGCUGCUAGAUCUGAUCGCUAAGAUUCGGAUAGGUGAGCCCCUAGUGCUCAUCGCUGUCAAGCUGUCUGAUCAGACAAUAGCUGUUCAUGAUGGUAGAAAGCAUCUAGACAUUAACACGACUAUGUACACUACCGUAGGAACAACUAUUAUCUACCGUAAGGGACCGGUGUCUAAAGUGGCCCAGAAAUCACGGGCUGAACAGUUAUCUGAGACAGUGGUGGAGUGCUCGCCUAUGGUGGCUACUGAGCACCGUAUUCCCCUGUUCUAUUCUUCCCAUGAUCCAUUACUUCAGUGGCUAUUGACCAUGGUGUGGCAGCAAUACAAGACACAUAUUGAUGCAUUAAGCAAUGUUAUCCCAGACAGCGCCAUUGCAUGCACAGAGGUUGGGCAAGAAAACACAUCACCCAGGGGUGUCAAGUCCAGGCCCGGGCCCGGGCAUACUGCCUCAAUAGCCCCGCCAAGGUUCACCCCUCUGGUGAAUCUGAUUGCCCAUCAAGGCCAGAUCACACCAGACAAGAUUGCAACCGAACGAGACUCCAUAACAGUUCAGCAGCCCGCAAGUACCGCCCGCAUGGUCGACCUACAUAACUGUGGACUCACAUCUACACAGCUUCAGGAGCAUCCUGAUCUUCUCAGUAGCUACUCGAGCGCAGAAAGGCUUUCCCUGGCAUGCAACUUAUUAACAAGUGUCUCUAUUUCUUUGCCAAGCUUAAAGUGUUUAGAUCUAUCUUCAAACAUGUUGAAAGAGAUAGCGAUUGAUUGCCCCAAUCUGAUAUUCUUUGACGUUUCCUCUAAUAACAUUUCUUAUGUAUCCGAUCUCUUGCGAGGUUUGUCCGCUGCCACACGCCAAAGCCUCAGACACAUAGUUAUCUUUGAUAACCCAUUCACCAUCCAAUCCUCCAUCAACCUGUACUAUGCGUUACACAUCAUCGGGUUCCUCCCCAGCCUCCAGUCAAUAAAUGGGCGCAUGAUCAAGCCCCUCAUUGCUAGGAAGAACAUGGCCGGUAACCCAGCGAUGCUCUGUGAAGUAUUUAAUAUAACAAUUGAGAGCAAGGACCUUACAGAAAUGGUGGCACUUCUUGAUCUUGAUAAUGCUUCUCCGUGGAUGACAGAGACUUACAAUUUGAUGAAUCCAUCCUCUGCCUCAACAGGCACGGCAAUUGUAGCCCGCACAUACUUUGAGCUGUCUCCUGUGAUUCUUGGGCACCAUAUAAAUUAUUCCAUGAUAGGGGCCUUUGACAUCCCCAAGACGCUUCCAGAUACACUGCUGUCAGUCGAUCUAUCAUAUAAUUUUGUGGUCAAGCCAAGCAACCUACUAAGUUAUGGCUCCAUUCAAGUGCUUAAUUUGAGCAACUGCAAAAUCACGUCCAAGACGCUUGACUUAUUGGCACAUUCCCUGGAUCGUCUCGUCGACUUAGACAUAUCUUGUAACAAUAUAACAAGCAUCAAUUCGCUGGCCACGUACAGUGAGACAUUGACCACUCUGCAUAUGAACUGCAACCCAGGUUUAGAAAUAGAUACUCUGCCUGAUCUUCCCCAACUACGUACUGUAUCCUGCCUUGGCAUCAAAAGCUCAGCAGAGAAGGUCGCAAUCACUUUGUCCAAUCGUUGCAGUAACUGUACGCAUGUCAUACUUCCCCCAUCGGACCCUGUUCCUGGCAUCAUCUACAUGCUUCCUCUUCAGUGUCUCAAUUGUGUCUCCAUAGACCCUUCCACGAUACGGCAGAACAGGCUGAAGCUGGUCGGCUCUCUCAACCAAGAGAUAGUUACUUCGUUAAACGCAUGGAAUGGCAAGAACACCCUGAGUCUCUCUAACUCCGGGAUCAUGACCUUGAACUUUGAAAAGUCAAUAUCGCAUAUAGUGACCGCUGCAGAGACAAUCUUUGCCAGUGGCAACGCAAUCACCAAUAUAUCAUCUCUCAAGGAGUUUUCGAGCCUCAUCCAAAUAGACCUCUCUUACAAUAAGAUCUCAGACCCUUUUAAUGGGCUAAAGUCCAACACCCUGGAGGCUCUCAACGUCUCCUAUAACCCAAUAGGAUCCAUAAAGGUCACAAAUACGAUGCUCCCGUGUCUAAAGUGCCUCAUUCUCCGUGGGUGCAACAUAUCUUCGCUCCCAAAUAACGCAUUCAGUGCAGUAGGUAGGAUGCUCACCUAUCUUGACAUAGGUGAGAACCCUCUUAUAACCGUCUCCAAGGACUGCUUCUCUGGACUAGUUAAGCUCAAGACUCUCAAAUGCGAUUUGUGUAACAUUCGUAGCGUAGAAUUUCUUGAGCCCCUCACGUCUUACGGGACCCUACUUCUUUUAGAUCUCAGGGCAAAUAAAAUCCACAAUGGAGACAAAACCCUUGACACACUGAAGAAGCUACGAUCUCUAACAAAGCUAUUUGUCGCUGAGAACCCUUUCAGUGUGCGGGAAAAGAACAUAGCCGAGUUCCGGGUUAAGCUCUUCUACACUAUUGAAAACCUAGUUGAGCUUGAAGGCAUUGCCAAGACUGCGGAAGAGGUAUCACGGCUAGAACAGUACAUUCAGUGGCGACUAGAGAAAGAUGCCAAAAGUGAGGUACAGAUAGUACGAUUCACCAUUGGAGAUGCAGCACACAGCACAAGUCAGCCUGUGCUGCCCCUUGUCAAAAAUGAUCAUAUUGCAAACACUGCUAAUUCUUCUCGCUCAACAGAAAGACCGUCAAUCGGUGCAACGAGAAGGUUUAGUGGCCACGCAGCAUCCAAGCCUACUUUAAACGGCAUAGUUAUAACCGGCAUUACAAGAAAAAACACAUAG
This is a messenger RNA of Giardia duodenalis, 4530 nucleotides long. Its product is annotated as Leucine-rich repeat protein. The transcript has a single exon. Gene Ontology annotation, molecular function: protein binding. NCBI's taxonomy places the organism in Eukaryota, Fornicata, Diplomonadida, Hexamitidae. The record is from RefSeq and is a predicted model, not a curated record. Bases 1 to 4530 code for a protein of 1509 amino acids.